Lobosporangium transversale is the source of this 2808-nucleotide messenger RNA. RefSeq lists its product as hypothetical. Lineage: Eukaryota; Fungi; Mortierellomycota; Mortierellomycetes; Mortierellales; Mortierellaceae. The record is from RefSeq and is a predicted model, not a curated record. The transcript is spliced from 8 exons. Bases 1 to 2808 code for a protein of 935 amino acids.
AUGAGUACUAAACCAUCCGGACCUCAGUCGACUGAGGUGCGUGAUGGCACCUCUCUCAAUGCGGACACCGUCAUCCGCUACUCAAGAGAAUUCCUUUUAGAGUGUGCUAAAAGUCCCUUAGUCCAGCGACCUGAAGCCCUUCCGCCAACGAGCGUCUGGUUUGGUGAGGCUUCCAAGGAUGAGCCUGAAGCUAAUAACAGUAAUGGUCGCAAAUCAACAAGCAAAACCACUCUACCAGAUCGUAUUAUUCUUGGUCCUCCUAAAAUGAGUUUUGCCUCUUCAUCACUUGGAGGAUUGAAAAGGUCUGAGGAUGGUCUCUCUGGAUUCAAAAAGACUUUGGAUUCCUCAAGGGAAAAUCGCACCCCACGUGGACCAUCCAGUGCUCUGGAGCAAGGAUUUGGACGUGAAACAAUUGAAAAACUUGCCUCGCAUAAAGUCCCGAAAGUUACUCCUAAAGACAUCACUGGUUUGUUAAGUGGGAUGGAUAGGAGGCGGCCAGAUCCUUUACGAUCUAACAACACUUCCUUGGCAGGCGCAAGAACAGGCACCGGUUCGUCCUCCUCAAGGGUUAGCGGAUUGUCGAGAAUCUCAGGGCAGCCCUUGUCUACAUCCGGCAAUCCAUUGGCGAACGUUAGUGGCAGUACCCUCGGUUUAGGUCUCGGGGCCAAAACUCAUGUUCAGACUCAGACCCAACGCUCAGAUGCGCCAGAGUGGAUGAGCUACAAUCCAGAUUCAGAAAAUGCUUCAAAAGAAGGAGAGAGCAACAGCGAGCCCCAGGUAUUUGUGGAUGACAUCCAAGCAUGGAAGGCCCGUAUGAAGGAGCACGAAAGGCGUGAGAAAGAGAAGGAAGCAUCAGUACAGAGUCAGCGCGAUAGCAGGCAGGAGAUCAAAGGACCCUCCAGAGCUGACACUAGCACAUCAUGGCGAUCGAACCUGGCGUCUGCCCAGAUAACUACACCCACUUCUUCCGAAAACAUAAAGUCAGCUGAGAUCAAGGGUCUUCCUGCUUUGGAAAAGCCACUUGGGAGGGCCUUACUAUCAAAUGAACCCAUUCAGGAUAUUGACAUGUUCUUCAGUCCAGGAGCGCUUGACCUUACUAAGACAUUUGAUUCCCCUUCCGCAUUUGAUAAAUUCCUCACUCAGCAUACUAUCGCCAUCUCAUCAAUGGAAGAUCCAUCACAGCAGAAGUCCACUCGUAAGGUAGAUGGAUCACGUUUUGCACGUUUCUUUACUGAAGACGAGCCUGAAACGCAGUCUGUAAAAGAAUUAGAGCGCUCUAAGCUCAUGUCUCCGCCUGCACCUGUGUCGGCGUCACAUGAAAUUCCGGGCAAGCAACUAUCUCUGGAUCAACUCUUCCAAGCACAUGCGCCCACUUCUGCAUCUACCGCAUCUCCUCUUCCACCAUCAUUGAGACGAAUGCCCUCAGAGGCAGAGAUUCUGGAGUCAUUGAAGGCUAAUAAGUCAUCCAUCCCAGUCAAAUCGGUUGAAAAUAAUGAACAAUCUGAGGAUGCUUUCGCGUUUAGUAAAAUCAUGGCCGCUCUUGCAAAGCCACCGAUCAGCAGCAGCGAAGAUACCUUUGGUAGUUCAGGUUCCUCUAAGUCAGCAAUCCCAUCAGCCCACUAUCUUCCAAGCAACGAUAUAGAAUCUGCAGGAAUAACCCCAACCCUUCAUGACCCCUCCAUCAUUACAUUCCAAACAAAGCCGCCAGCCUUGCUUGAAACUCUAAGAAGGCCAUCCAGUGAGAUUUCAGUAUUACCCGUGUCAUCUCAGGGUACGUCCUCCUCAGCACCAUCAGAAGGCUCACAGAUGCAAGGAUCUGGUGCUGGCACAUUACCCCCUACCACAUCAUCGGAACCUAGCCGUCCUACGUCUCGUCCUAUACAAGUAGCAUUUGGGGGAGGCAUUCCUACUUCAGUCUACCGCCAACUGAGUGGUAAGACUGAAGGACAAAAGUCAGGCUCUCCCUUGAUCCGCCCCCUGAGCUCUGUGAAUGGCACGAACACAAAUGGUGGUGCUAGCCCAGCACUCUCUUCACCUUCUGUGGGUAGCCCUCGUCAGGUAAACACACAAGCUGCUGCAUCUUCGCAACUACAGUCACAAUUACCUCAGGCUCAAGCCCAGCCUAAUAUGCAGCAACAACACUCACAGCCCCAAUCUUCACAGCCUCAGCCCCAACCCCAGCCCCAGCCCCAGCAACAACAGCAGACACCACAAUCGCAGCAACUCCCUAAAAACUUUGUAUCAUCCCCAUUUAACCAGGGAUCAGGACCUGUUCAUCACUCACCUGUGCUGGAUCCCCGAAUGGGCGGAAUGUAUGGCAACGGCGCUCCAUCUCCUAUGGUAGGCCCAGGACAUGCAUUAGAGAAUGAAUCACCAAACUUCUACAAUGGAAUGCCAAUGCAACGUCCUGGACAAGGCAUGCCUCCACAGUUUGCCCAACAGAUUCCCCCAUUCAAUCAGCAGCUACAUGUAAGUGGACCUGGCGACUAUAUGUCUCCUCAUCCAUCACAAUAUGUUGGUAUGCCACCCUUUGUUGGAGGCCCACCCAUGCACCCUGGCAUGUUCCCAAUGAACCCUGUGGAAAUGUUAAUACGUGGCCCCACAGGACCUCCACCCCCUCGUCCAAUACCCGGUAUGGGACCUGGUCCAGGGCCCAGUCACUUUGUCCCCAACAAUUUUGGUCACCCUAUGGGCAACAUUCCUCAUCCUGGCAUGGCAGGUGUCCCGAUGAAUCCCUCAUUCUAUCCGCCCCAAGUCUCGAAGCCAAUGAUGAAUCGUGAGGAAUUUGAUCGCAGACAUAGACAGUAA